AUGUCUUGGAAAGACACAAAUAAACACCUUUCAAUCCUGCGCAAUGCGGCAGCAGGCCAUUACGGCGUCAUCGCCGCAAUAGCCUAUAACAUGGAGCAAGUCCUGGGCUUAGUCCGCGCUGCCGAGAGAGCCCGCUCACCACUCAUCAUUCAAUUCUUCCCGUGGGCUAUCCAAGCAACGGACGGCUUGCUAGUACGCACCGCUGCAGACGCCGCGAAACGGGCAACCGUUCCUAUCAGCAUCCACCUCGAUCACGCGCAGUCCGAAGAAAUAAUCAAGAAAGCUGCAGAUCUUCCCUUCGACAGUAUAAUGGUUGACAUGUCGCAUUAUGAUAAAGAGGACAACUUGGCGAAAACACGCGAGCUGGUGCAAUACUGCAACGCACGUCACAAGGUGACUGAAGCGGAGCCUGGUCGUAUCGAGGGUGGAGAAGAUGGGGUCAUGGAUACGGCGGGGCUUGAGGCGUGUAUGACAACUGCCGAGGAGGUGAAUGAGUUUGUUGGUACAGGCGUGGAUGUGCUCGCGCCUGCAUUUGGUAAUGUUCAUGGUGAAUAUGGGCCCGAGGGACCUCAGCUUGACUUGAAAAGGUUCGAGAAUAUUCGUGUUCAGGCAAAUGGUCGAGUUCAGCUUGCUCUUCAUGGUACCAAUGGGUUUGCUCCCGACCUGAUGAAGCAAUGUGUUGCUGCUGGCGUUACCAAAAUAAACGUUAACAAACUAGUCUUGGAUGAUUAUUAUGACCAUCUCAGGGCGAAUGUGGCGAAAAUGCCGCAUACUCAGCUUAUUGAGGAAGGUAUUCAGAAGGUGGCGGAUCUGACGAUCAAAUGGAUGGAAAUUUCUGGCUCAGCAGGGAAAGCAUGA
This is a messenger RNA of Penicillium pulvis, 858 nucleotides long. RefSeq names its product class II fructose-bisphosphate aldolase. Gene Ontology annotation, biological process: carbohydrate metabolic process. The transcript is spliced from 2 exons. NCBI's taxonomy places the organism in Eukaryota, Fungi, Ascomycota, Eurotiomycetes, Eurotiales, Aspergillaceae. Bases 1 to 858 code for a protein of 285 amino acids. The record is from RefSeq and is a predicted model, not a curated record. Gene Ontology annotation, molecular function: aldehyde-lyase activity; zinc ion binding.